AUGUCUGAUAGACAAGUGCGGUUGAAGGCUCAAGUGUUCAAAAACGCUAUAGAAGGCGGGAACACAAACAAAAUCAUCGACCAGAUGCUGAGUAAAACAGUGAUUAAACAAGACCAAUUGACUAUUUUAAUUCACAUGAUGUCGAAAGAUCCGACGCGACUUAUGGCGUAUUUAGCGAAAAUCAAACUGGACGAGAUGGGGUUGGACAUAGAGAGGACUGUGUUUGAAAUGGUCGAGGCCGGAAUGAUGAAAGAAGCGAAGGACUUUGCGUUUAAACACUCGAGUUCGAGUUAUGUGAAACUUAUGAUAAGAAGCGCACUGAGCUGCUCUCCCGAUGAGGCGAUUCACACGUACGAGUCGAUUAUCAAUUAUAUUAAUACGUGCCCCCUUCCAGAAAAAGCGCAGUUAUUUGUUAAGUUUGGGAAGUACAUUGUGGAGUCGUUGUAUGUGUAUGCGAUGACGGAUAAAUAUUCUGCAAGCGCGUUAGUUGCUAUCAAAAAGGUUCGUGUCAUUCUUGUCUCGAUCUUUUCAAACCCGAAUUGCGCGAAAUACAACCCCGAGGAUUUUGUUGAGAUUUUGGAGUCUGAAAAAGACCAACUGUUUUUGUUCUUAAAAGAAGUUCAAAAGUUUUCGAACAACGGGACUAAAUUUAAAGUCAGUGAUAAAGUCAAGGAAUUGCUCCUCGAAAAGGAAAUAUGUGCCAAAAAUGAAAAGCCUUCAAAGGCUACAAUUGCUGCAUUUCAGACGAUUGAGAACAAACAAUUGUAUGACGUUAAUGUGUUGUUUGAAAAGAAAGUGUUGGACGAAACAGUGACCGACCCCGACGUCAAAAUGUUGUGUCUGUUGCAAGAGGGGAGUACUGAGAAAAUCAAUGAAGACGAUCAGAUGGAUAUCGAGUACUUACCCAUUGUCAAAAAAGAGGAAGACCCAAAGAAAAAGUACGAUGGCGUCGAAAAUAUAAUAAAAGGACUUUUGAGAGGAGACCAAGUCCCACAACACCGGUCGGUAUUGGUGUUUGAUGAAAUGAAAAGAUUUGACAUAACUAGCGAUACAUUACUUGAAAAUGGGUUCAAAGAAAGUAUGAAGAAUGGCCUCUCGUUUAUUACUCAAAUACCUGAACUCCAAAGAGAGAUCGAAAAGAACGGGCCACAGUUGAAAGACAUGAUGGUGAUGAACCCUGAGAAGUGCAGUAAGUGCAAUAACGAAUUCAAAGAUCUCCAGUCCGAAUACCCAAUUGCGACAUUCAUGUGUGGACACUCAUUCCAUAUGAAAGAAGGAUGUUUCCCGCCAAAUGGAGUUUGUUCAAUAUGUAAUGGAAAUGGUCCAUUGACCGAAAAAGAGUGCGAUGAGAAAUACAGAGACGCAAUCAAUGAAAAGGAGUUCAAUGGAUUCUUCGAUUUGGUUAAGAGUGUACCAGUCUUGGUUCAACCAGACGAUAAUGGAGAAGAAAGUGAAGAAGAAGAAGAAGACAAUAUUAGGUAUACUGAAAACACUGAAACGUUUGAAAACAGAGAAGACGAACAAAUGGUUAUGGACAACUCAAUCAAAGCAGAAGAACUCAAUUUGAACCCAUACUUCUCAGCAAGUGGGUCGGAAAUUGCAGCGAAAAUGGACAUUGUCUCUGCGUACACAAGCUCUGAAUUUACUAAUACAAAAGCUAUGCAAGACCCGUUUUUUGGAGAUGCAUUCUAA
Entamoeba invadens IP1 is the source of this 1692-nucleotide messenger RNA. RefSeq lists its product as hypothetical. The transcript has a single exon. NCBI's taxonomy places the organism in Eukaryota, Evosea, Mastigamoebida, Endamoebidae. The record is from RefSeq and is a predicted model, not a curated record. Bases 1 to 1692 code for a protein of 563 amino acids.